Messenger RNA from Coffea arabica (coffee), 2774 nucleotides. The record is from RefSeq and is a predicted model, not a curated record. NCBI's taxonomy places the organism in Eukaryota, Viridiplantae, Streptophyta, Magnoliopsida, Gentianales, Rubiaceae.
UAAAACGUACACGAGGAUUCUCUUUUUCUCUCUCUUUGAUAAUUCUUUGCCACCCGGAGCCAGAAUCUUUUUUGUUUUCCUCUUCUUCUACCCAUCUCUCCCCCUCUCUCUCUCUCUCCCUCCCUCCCUCACUCUAUUACUUGGUACGGUACUUCACUCUUGAAAUCACCGCUUUAUCAUUUGCCUUCUCACUCUUCCACCGCCUCAAAUUUCUGGGUUCUCGAUUUUAACUCAAGACCCUUGUCAUUUUCGUUCAAUUAAGGACAUUUGGUGGUUCCUGGGAAACAGGAACUCUAUUAAAUUUAGUAUUCGGAGGUCCAAUUCUAGAUUGCCCGUAUGCCUGGAAACAAGUACAACAGCAAUUCAGCCACCCCCACAUCUCGAAUUGAGAGGCUUUUGAGAGUAAGAGAGUUACGGAAAAGCAGCAGAGCUUCUCAGUCAAGUGAUUCUAUUGAUGGCAACAUUAGGACUGAACUCUCUGAACACGAUUUGCGCCUCAGAGAUGGGGAUGUCUCGGGAGUUUCAUAUGUGGAGCAAUAUUUGGAAGGUGCCUUGGCUGCACUAGCACUUAAUGAUGGAUGGGAAAGGAUUGAUGGGAAGCCCAUCAGGCAAAGGCUUUUGGUGGUGGCUAAUAGGCUUCCAGUGUCUGCGGUAAGGAGAGGUGAGGAAACAUGGUCAUUGGAGAUAAGUGCUGGGGGUCUAGUCAGUGCUCUACUUGGUGUGAAAGAAUUUGAAGCAAGGUGGAUUGGCUGGGCUGGUGUAAAUGUACCAGAUGAGGCUGGUCAAAAGGCACUUACUAAAGCAUUGGCUGAGAAGAGGUGUAUCCCCGUCUUCUUGGAUGAAGAGACAGUUCACCAAUAUUACAACGGGUAUUGCAACAAUAUAUUGUGGCCUCUUUUCCAUUAUCUUGGACUUCCACAGGAAGACCGUCUGGCAACUACCCGGAGCUUUCAGUCCCAAUUUGCUGCAUACAAGAAAGCAAAUAAGAUGUUUGCUGAUGUUGUGAAUAAGCAUUAUGAAGAGGGUGACGUUGUUUGGUGUCAUGACUACCAUCUCAUGUUCCUUCCAAAAUGUCUCAAAGAUCACAAUAGGAACAUGAAAGUUGGUUGGUUUCUGCAUACACCUUUUCCAUCUUCUGAAAUUCAUCGCACAUUGCCAUCUCGUACAGACCUGUUACGUGCAGUACUACAUGCUGAUUUGGUUGGCUUCCACACAUAUGAUUAUGCAAGGCAUUUUGUUAGUGCUUGUACUCGAAUACUUGGAUUAGAAGGUACCCCCGAAGGAGUGGAGGAUCAGGGACGGCUGACCCGUGUGGCUGCAUUUCCCAUUGGGAUAGAUUCAGAACGAUUCAUUAGAGCACUUGAAGUUCCUCAAGUUCAGGAACACAUCAAAGAACUAAAAGAAAGAUUUGCUGGGAAAAAGGUUAUGUUAGGGGUUGAUCGGCUUGAUAUGAUUAAAGGAAUUCCUCAAAAGAUAUUAGCAUUUGAAAAAUUUCUUGAGGAAAAUUCCUAUUGGUGCGAUAAAGUGGUUUUGCUGCAAAUUGCUGUGCCAACAAGGACAGAUGUACCUGAAUAUCAAAAGCUUACGAGCCAGGUUCAUGAAAUUGUUGGACGCAUCAAUGGAAAAUUUGGAACUCUAAUUGGGGUUCCAAUUCAUCAUCUGGAUCGUUCUCUUGAUUUCCAUGCACUCUGUGCGGUCUAUGCCGUUACUGAUGUAGCACUUGUCACAUCUUUGCGAGAUGGAAUGAAUCUUGUUAGCUAUGAGUUUGUUGCUUGUCAAGAUUCCAAAAAAGGGGUUCUCAUUCUCAGUGAGUUUGCUGGUGCUGCACAAUCUUUGGGAGCUGGAGCAAUCCUGGUGAAUCCUUGGAAUAUUACUGAAGUUGCUGCUGCAAUAGGCCAAGCAUUGAAUAUGCCUGCUGAAGAAAGGGAGAAACGUCACCGACACAACUUCGCACAUGUGACAACCCAUACUGCUCAAGAAUGGGCUGAAACUUUUGUUAGUGAAUUAAAUGACACUGUUAUUGAGGCUCAGCAGAGGAUAAGAAAAGUUCCACCACCGCUUAAUGUCACUGAUGCAGUGAAACGCUACUUGCAGUCUAAUAACAGAUUGCUCAUACUGGGUUUCAAUGCUACACUAACUGAAUCAAUAGAUACUCCUGGAAGAAGAGGUGGAGAUCAAAUUAAAGAAAUGGAAUUGAAACUGCAUCCGGAGGUGAAAGGACCAUUGACAGCUCUUUGUAGUGAUCCAAAGACAACGGUUGUUGUCCUCAGUGGAAGUGAUAGAAGUGUCUUGGAUGAGAACUUUGGUGAGUAUAACAUGUGGUUAGCAGCAGAGAAUGGGAUGUUUCUGAGAUCUACCAAGGGUGAAUGGAUGACAACAAUGCCAGAGCAUUUAAACAUGGAUUGGGUUGACAGUGUAAAGCAUGUCUUCGAGUAUUUCACCGAAAGGACACCCCGAUCUCAUUAUGAACUCCGGGAAACUUCACUUGUAUGGAAUUACAAAUAUGCAGAUGUGGAAUUUGGAAGAUUGCAAGCUAGAGAUAUGCUGCAGCAUCUGUGGACAGGUCCAAUCUCAAAUGCAUCAGUUGAUGUUGCUCAGGGAAGCAGGUCAGUUGAGGUACGAGCAGUUGGCGUGACAAAGGUGAGUGGAUUAUUCUCCUGUUUUCUUUUUUUUUUUUCCCAGCUUAUUUUUUCUUGGUUGGCGAGGUUAGUACUCUGCCUGAAAUGUCUAAAUCUAUUUUAGCUUAAAAAUUGUCACCAGCUCCAUCUUUUACA